CUUGUACUGGGACGCCCGUUACGUUCAGGAAGCUGGAGGUGCCUUUGACUGGUACCAGCGUUACUCUUCUCUUCGCCCUUUUGUUCGUAACUACGUUCCUACCUCCUCUCGUGUCCUCAUGGUCGGCUGUGGAAAUGCCCUGUGGAGAAGGAUGAAGGAUGAAGGAAUUGGAUUUGAUGAAUGUGCGUUGUUUAGGCAUGAUGGGUUUGGAAGUUCAAAUCUAGGGUUUUUGUUGUCUCUCUUUGCUUGCUGAUUAAGCGUGGGAAAAAAUGUUGGAAAAGAAAAUUGAGUUUCAUGGAAGGUUGAUUGUCUAGUGAUGAGGAUGUUAAUCGUUCUACUCUGGGGUUUUGUCUUCCUUUGCCCCUGUUGUUCUGUUUGCUAGCUGACAAUGUUAUGUCAGAGGACAUGGUCAAGGAUGGAUAUGAAGACAUUAUGAACAUUGACAUUUCCUCAGUGGCUAUUGAGAUGAUGAGAAGGAAAUACGAGUACAUUCCUCAGCUGAAAUAUAUGCAAAUGGAUGUUAGGGAUAUGAGUUUUUUCCAGGAUGAAUCUUUUGACAGUGUCAUUGACAAAGGAACUCUUGAUUCUUUGAUGUGUGGCACGGACGCCCCAAUAAGUGCUUCUCGGAUGCUGGGUGAAGUCAGCAGGCUUCUCAAACCUGGAGGAAUCUAUACGUUGAUAACUUAUGGUGAUCCAUCAGUGAGGGUGCCUCAUUUGAGCCGGCCACUGUAUAAUUGGAAUAUUGUGUUGUACAACCUACCCAGACCAGAUUUUAAGAGGCCUGGAGGUUGUUCAUCAACAAAGUCAUACUUGGAGCCUAUUCCUAUCACCGAAAAGGGCUUACUUCCUGCAGACUUUGUUUUGGAAGAUCCGGAUUCUCACUUUAUUUAUGUAUGCAAAAAGAUGGAUGACACAGAGCUAAGAAACAUACCCAGCUAUCCAUUAACAGCAGAAAUUUUAUAGUGAAUAAGUAACUUUGAAGUGCUGAGGUAGCAUUUUACUCUGCUUUACAAGCCUUGACAUCACGUUUUAAUUUUUAAGCUUUUGUAUAAUUAUCAGCACUUCCAGGAAUUAGGACAGAUCACUAGGCAUGCUCUUGUGUGUAACGAAAACAAGAAUUCCAUUUUUUGUUGUUUGACAUGUUAGGUCAGCUGCUGGGCCAUAAAAAAUUAAGAAACCAAGGAAGAAGAUAAACCCCUUUGGAGGAAUGCUAGUGACUAGUGACUUAGAAGUAUGCCUGCCAUGUUUUGUAUCCUUUAUUUGUAGAAAACCCAGAACUGCAUUCUGUGCACUGAUCUUAAUACUCAUAAACAUACAGCUUUCU
Molecule: messenger RNA, 1324 nt
Organism: Theobroma umbraticum
Lineage: Eukaryota; Viridiplantae; Streptophyta; Magnoliopsida; Malvales; Malvaceae
Product: S-adenosyl-L-methionine-dependent methyltransferases superfamily protein
Molecular function (GO): S-adenosylmethionine-dependent methyltransferase activity
Source: RefSeq, a predicted model, not a curated record